UCAUUUCAUCUGAAGUGCACCCUUCUAUGGUUAUGUGAAGAGCUACCCCAGUCUGAGUGGACCAGAGAAAAUGAGGCAGAAUGUUUUAUGAAACUUUUAAACAAGCUGCUGGAGUUUCUCUAUAGAAGAUUCCUCCCCCAUUACUUCGUCCCAGCACACAACGUCCUUCAUGAGAUGGAUUUUGUUGGGUUUGAUGCCAAUUUGAAUAUUCUGGAGAGAUUACUUGAAAUUCCUUCUGCUUUUGUAUGUGCUUCAUUUAAAAGUGGGUACAUAGAUUUGCUCUAUCAAGAAUGGCCAAAUCUAGGGAAAAGCCUUCAGGACAAUGUCUUUUCUGAAAUCAUCCCUCCUGAUUUUUGGAAUCUUUUUCUGUCUGACUCUGGAUUUGUAAAUAAAACUAGUCUUCUGUUUGCAACCUCGAUCGGAAAAAUCGACUUUGAAAGGUGUGAUGAAUUUGAUUUCAAGCUUGCAGAACAUUACCGUGUCAUGGCUACCUUUAUGGUGAAUCAUGGAGAUUUCUAUGGUCGUGGAAGGAAUCGUGAAUUAGCGGUGUGGUACACAAUACAAUAUAACAAGAUCAUAAGGAAACUUACAACAGAGAUGCACAUGCUUGCCCCAGUGAGUGCCUCAAUCGUUGAUAUGAGAGAACAUUUCCAAAAUAUUGCAGCAUUUCUGAGGGGACUCAUAACAUGGGCAACACCAUUUUAUGGUAAGAGCAAAAUGCAACAAUUGCAACUUUGGUAUACAAUCAUGUUCGAGAUGAUUAAAGAACACAAGAGAAUAUCAAAAGUAUCUGAAAGAACACUAGAAGGAUGUGAAAAAAUACGGACUGCCAAAAUGAUCCCUGAAGGGCAUGAAGGGAUCAUUAAAGAACAUGAAAGGAUCUCUGAAGAACAUGAAAUAAUCUCUGAAAAGAUACCAGAAGGAGAUGAAAAUAUUCCUGGAGAACAUGAUAGGAUCGUUGAAGGACAUGAAAGUGAUAGUUAUUUCUAUAGUGAUGUAUGGAGUCGUGAAAUUAAUGUGUGGAAUGCAGUAAUAGGGGAAAAGUUCAUGAGAAGACUAAAAGGAAUACUGCACUCAGGACUUCAAAAAAUGCCUGAAGGACAUGAAGAAGUGCCUGAAAGUGAUAAGAGUAUAUUUAAAGGACAAGAGAGGAUAUCUGAGAGACAUGAAAAGACACAUGAAGGACAUGAAAAGAUAUCUGAAGGACACGGGAGUAUACCUAAAGACACAAGAGGAUGUCUGAAGGACACAAGAAAACACGAGAGGAUGCCUGAAGGACACAAGAAAACACUUGAAGGACAUGAGAAUAUACCUGAAGGACAGGUUAUUAAUAACCAAGCUAGCACAUCAAUUAUUGAAAUGAGAGACCAUUACAACAAUAUUGCUGCUUUUCUAAGAGGACUUAAAACUUGGGCAAGGCCAUUUUACAGCAAGAGCAAACUGCAACAAUUACAGCUUUGGUAUGCAAUCAUGUUUGAGAUAAUAAAAGAACACAAGAGCAUACCCAAAGGAUAUGAAAGAACAUCAGAAAGAUGUGAAAAGAGACUGACAGCUGAAAUGAUCCCUGAAGAAGAUGAAAGAAUCCCUGAAGAAGAUGAAAGAAUCCCUGAAGAAUAUGAAAGAAUCCCUGAAGAAGAUGAAAGAAUCUCUGAAGAACAUGAAAGAAUCCCUGAAGAUGAAAGAAUCUCUGAAGGACAGGAAAAAAUCUCUGAAGAACUUGAAAGAAUCCCUGUUGAACAUGAAAGAAUCCCUGAAGAAUAUGAAAGAAUCCCUGAAGAUGAAAUGAUCCCUGAAGAAGAUGAAAGAAUCUCUGAGGAACAUGAAAGAAUCCCUGAGGAACAUGAACGAAUCUCUGAAGGACAGGAAAAAAUCUCUGAAGGACAUAGAAGAAUCUUUGAAGAAUAUGAAAGAAUCCCUGAAGAUGAAAUGAUCCCUGAAGAAGAUGAAAGAAUUCCUGAAGAACAUGAAAGAAUCCCUGAAGAUGAAAGAAUCUCUGAAGGACAGGAAAAAAUCUCUGAAGGUCAUGAAAGAAUCCCUGAAGAUGAAAGAAUCUCUGAAGGACAGGAAAAAAUCUCUGAAGAAUAUGAAAGAAUCCCUGAAGAUGAAAGAAUCUCUGAAGGACAGGAAAAAAUCUCUGAAGGACAUGAAAGAAUCCCUGAAGAUGAAAGAAUCUCUGAAGGACAGGAAAAAAUCUCUGAAGAAUAUGAAAGAAUCCCUGAAGAACAUGAAAGAAUUUCUAAAGGACUUGAACGAAUCUCUGAAGGACAGGAAAGAAUCUCUGAAGAACAUGAAAAGAUCUCUGAAAAUAUGCCUGAAGAACAUAAAUUAACCUUCAAAGAACAUGAAAGGAUGCCCGAUCAAUGUCAAAAAAUACCAGAAGGACAUGCAUUGAUGCCAAAUAAAAUUGGGAGCCAGACAUGCAAACGAUAUGAAGGUAUUUUAUAAUCAUGCUGUUACAAUUUAAGAUAAAUACCAUUGUGUUUAGUGAGAUUUACUUGUUCGGAGAAAUGUAUUUCCACAAUUCUGAUUUUUCUAGUGUCUUUGAAUUUGUCCUUCAAAUAUGGAUAUUUUUCUAUAUUGAUUAUAAUCCUUCAAAGGAAAUGCUUAUAUCUAAGUAUUAAGAUUGAAAUUGCAUAUGUCAGGAAGAAAGUUUCAGAAUUUGAUAGUUUUUCCUAAUAAUUUUUUAUUUGUAGAGACAUCCUCAUCAGAACA
Messenger RNA from Owenia fusiformis, 2712 nucleotides. Lineage: Eukaryota; Metazoa; Annelida; Polychaeta; Sabellida; Oweniidae. The record is from the annotation of a GenBank genome assembly.